AUGCCGUUCUGUCUCACCUUCAUCGACUUGAAGAAGGCCUUCGACUUGAGAGUUGAGACGGAAGCGCUCGUGGAAGCCUUUGACAACCAAGGGUUCUCUACUCAGUACAUAAAGAAGACCAGGAACACCCGGCUCCGUGCCCACCUCUUCAACACCACCGUACUUCCUGCUUUGACCUAUGCUUCGGAAACCUGGGCAUUUCGCAAGCAGGAAGAAAACGCGACCAGAGCCGUGAACGACUGGGUUCCCCGCGAUGUUAGGCGCACUACAGGAGGACCGCCGACCCGAUGGUCAGAUUUCUUCACAAAGUCCUUCAAAGAAAAAUAUGAUGUUCUUCGUGUCCCACGCGAAAGGAGGAACCACUGGGCUACUCUGGCACGCGAUCGGGACAAAUGGGAGAAUUACUGGCCCCCGCUCGACCAGUUCGAAGAUCAACGGGAGUCGAGGUAA
Molecule: messenger RNA, 450 nt
Organism: Necator americanus (New World hookworm)
Lineage: Eukaryota; Metazoa; Nematoda; Chromadorea; Rhabditida; Ancylostomatidae
Exons: 3
Coding region: 1-450 (149 amino acids)
Source: RefSeq, a predicted model, not a curated record